Molecule: messenger RNA, 2535 nt
Organism: Trachemys scripta elegans
Lineage: Eukaryota; Metazoa; Chordata; Testudines; Emydidae
Gene: BCO1
Product: beta-carotene oxygenase 1
Exons: 11
Coding region: 131-1714 (527 amino acids)
Biological process (GO): retinal metabolic process; carotene catabolic process
Molecular function (GO): carotenoid dioxygenase activity; beta-carotene 15,15'-dioxygenase activity
Source: RefSeq, a predicted model, not a curated record
GCAGCUGGCUGGAGGCGCACUUUGGCCUAUAAAUAACAGGAAAGAGCUGUUCGCAGCCCAGUCAGAGAGGGGACCACAAGAGCAACACCAGCUGUGCAGGGGAUAUACAGAUCGUUUAAGUGCAGCAGACAUGGAUGUGAUCUUUGGUAGAAAUAAAGAGGAGCACCCAGAGCCUAUAAAAGCAGAGGUGAAAGGUGAGCUACCAAGCUGGCUGCAGGGGAUUCUUCUUCGCAAUGGCCCAGGCAUGCAUACAGUGGGGGAAACCAAAUAUAACCACUGGUUUGAUGGCUUGGCUCUGGUGCACAGUUUUACAUUUAAAAAUGGCGAAGUUUACUACAGAAGUAAAUACCUCCGCAGUGACACAUAUAAUUGCAAUAUAGAAGCAAACAGAAUUGUGGUGUCAGAGUUUGGAACUAUGGCUUAUCCAGAUCCAUGCAAAAACCUAUUUGCCAAGGCAUUCUGCUACUUGUCCCACACCAUUCCUGAGUUCACAGACAACUGCCUGAUCAAUAUUAUGAAAACUGGUGAGGAUUAUUAUGCUACAAGCGAGACUAAUUUCAUUAGGAAAAUUAAUCCUCACACUCUGGAGACAUUAGAGAAGGUUGACUACAAUAAAUAUGUAGCGGUGAGCCUGGCGACUUCUCAUCCCCAUUAUGACAGCGCUGGAAAUGUUCUCAAUAUGGGCACCUCUAUCGUUGAUAAGGGGAAGACAAAAUAUGUUAUUUUUAAGAUUCCUUCCUCAGUGCCAGAGAAUGAAAAGAAGAAAUCCUGUCUCAAACACCUGGAAGUGUUGUGCUCUAUCCCUUCCCAGUCUCUCCUUCACCCAAGCUACUAUCACAGUUUUGGAGUUACAGAAAAUUAUAUCAUCUUCAUAGAGCAGCCAUUCAAACUGGACAUUCUCAAGUUGGCAACUGCCUACUUCAGAGGUGUCAACUGGGCGUCCUGCCUUUCUUUCCAUAAAGAAGAUAAGACUUGGAUUCACCUCAUAGACAAAAAGACCAAAAAGGAUAUAUCCGCCAAGAUUUAUACAGAUGCCAUGGUCCUUUUUCACCAUGUGAAUGCUUAUGAGGAGGACGGCCAUGUUGUUGUUGAUGUAAUUUCCUAUCCAGACAAUAGUCUAUAUCAAAUGUUCUAUUUAAAAAACCUGAAUGAAGAAUUGGAGAAAAACACCAAACUCACUGCCAUACCAGCCUGCAAGCGAUUUGUGGUUCCUCUGGGGUUUGACAAGGGUGCAGAAGUAGGUACUAAUUUAGUCAAACUUCCAUCAACUACUGCAACUGCUCUGAAAGAAAAAGAUGGAAACAUCUAUUGUCAGCCUGAAAUGUUAUGUGAAGGAAUAGAGCUGCCUCGCAUUAACUAUGAUUAUAAUGGCAAAAAAUACAGAUAUAUCUAUGCAACAGAAGUUCGGUGGAGUCCAGUUCCCACAAAGAUAGCAAAAGUUGAUGUUCUGACAAAGAAAAAGCUCAGCUGGGAGGAGGAGCACUGCUGGCCAGCCGAGCCUAUCUUUGUUCCCAGUCCUGAUUUAAAAGAAGAGGAUGAUGGUCUUAUUUUAUCCUCCAUUGUGACAUCAGAUCCCAGGAAAGCACCUUUCCUGCUCGUCUUGGAUGCUAAAACAUUCACAGAGAUGGCUCGGGCCACAGUUAAUGUAGACUUGCAUCUGGACCUGCAUGGAGUCUUCAUACCAGAGAAGGAUUUGAACACAGAGCGUGAAUAGAAGUCUCUUCCUCUUACUAUGUGAACAUUAAAAUGUGACAACCCACCUAACUGACCCUAAGGAAAUACCCCUUUUGUCAUUUGUGAAUCACCUUAUGUCAGGGCAAAGAAUAACCAAAUACUACAUCUAUAAAGUUACUUUUCAUUACAAAUAAUAGUGAUAUGCACAACAGGCAAGUAACUAUUGCAAAAAAGCAACAUUUAACAGAAUACAAUCAAAGGUUACAUUCUGAACACUCCUCUCUCUUACACAUUACAAGUUGUAUACACUAUUUGCAGUGAGCUGUGUUUUAUUCCAUAUGUCACUGACUGACUAUACUGAGGUACUGUAUUUACAAUAUGGCAUACAGCAUGAGUCAGGCUUGCCCAGUUUGUAUAACUUUCAUGGAUUGUUUCAAGACAGCAUAUGAUCAAAAUUCUCUCUCUCUCGCCUGUCAGAAAUCCUGAUAUUUUUAAGUAUGAGCUACGGCAGUAAUGAUUCAUAGAAAUCUGUUUCUUUGGUGCUUGAUUUCUAAAGCUCCACUAAGACCAAAGCGAAAUGUCUAAAGUAUUGCAGCUUUUUGAUCAGGAGCCUAGAAAACUUCUGCAGUAUGAAUCAUUUUGUGGCAUUAAAAAAAAGGGAGCGGGUGGUGUCCUUUGUGGAAGAAACUGAAGCUUAAAUAACAAUUUCAAAUGGAACAUAUGCUUUUAUUAACACUUAAUUAUAUUUUAAUGAUAUUUAAAUUAAUCUUUACCUUUGCACUGUAAUUGUUUUCCCUUAGGAAUAUCUGAUUUGGCAUUUAACUACAUUGUCUCAAAGAUAAAUGGUGAUUUGUCUCUUUA